GUCUAUAAGUUCAAAAAACAGAAUAAGCUACAAAACUAUCAGUUAUAUGGAGAAGCCAAUAGUGCACUGAUGGAAAUACUUUCAGAACAAAGAAUAAAAUUUCGUGAAAUAAUAAAAGAAUAUUCAUUAGAAAACAUUUUUAAUGCAGAUGAGACAGGGCUAUUCUUUUGGAUGGCACUACAUCAAACGCUCUUAUCGCAACCACAAUCAGGAUGGAAAAAGGUCUUUAUUGUCCAUUAUAAUUCUAAUGAAUCUAAUGAAAAUAAUGAUGAAUAUAAUGAUUCUAAUGAAGAUGUGUCAGAAUCAGAUGAAGAAUUAAAUAGUGAAGAAGAGGAAUUAGAAAGUGAAAAUUCGGAUAAUAAAGAUAGUCAUGCAAGCUCUUCUAAGAACUCUACUCGACGUGGCCAUGGUCACCCAAGAUUAAGCGCUAGUAACAUAAAUAAACAAAGCCGUGCUCAUCCUUAUAGACUUCCAGAACCUUCUGAAACUCCUUUAACAAAUAUCAGGCUUGAGUUUUUGCCACCUCACACUACUGCUCACCUGCAACCGAUGGAUGCAGCCUAG
Messenger RNA from Racocetra persica, 564 nucleotides. The record is from the annotation of a GenBank genome assembly. NCBI's taxonomy places the organism in Eukaryota, Fungi, Glomeromycota, Glomeromycetes, Diversisporales, Gigasporaceae.